AUGUCGCACUCACAUUGCAUUCAUUUUAUUCAGACUUCAGUCCAAUCAGCAACACCGCAAGCCACCCGAAACACUGCAGUAAUCGGAACGACGACGACCUGGAACCGACUGCCCCGAGAAAUUCAGCACUACAUUCUAGGCUUUCUAGCUCAUCAAUAUCGCCGCAAGCAUGUCUAUGCUUCCGUCUGCCAAGAAUGGCGGACAUUCAUGGAAGAGAGAACCUUCCACAACCUCAUGGUCUACCAGCAUGGUCUCACGAGUUUGGCGCAAUUGAGUGCACAGCCACGCGCUGCAAUACACCAUCUUUGGUUCAACAUGGAACUCCAAGGCCCCGUAUGCCAUGAAUGCUUCGCUGCGAACACUCGCCAAAUGCCGACGAUCAACAGCGCAGUAGCCCAACUCAUGAGACUACCAGAGUAUUACCUUUACCAACUCUUCAGCACCAUGAGCUCUUGGGACUGUACCGAGAGAGGUUUGACGUUAGAGUUCAAUGCUUACAGCGUCCGAGAACAGGCUCAUUGGCUCAAGAAUUGGUUUAUCGGCUGUCCUGGAGAAUCGCAAAGGAUACCGGUACUCACCAUUGAUCCAAGCCACGACUGGCGAACGGUUGCAUUGGCUUCUGUUGUGAGUACAAUAGCGACCUGCUUUCGGCCGAUACGUCUUAACAACGACAUGAAACUGCCCCUGGCCGAUGCAGUCACGAAGUUCGUAAUUCGCCGUUACUACCGAAAUCGGUUCCGACCUUCAGACAUUGCGAGAUUGGUCAAGGCUUGUCCCAGACUUGUGCAUCUUCAUCUAGAGACGUGGGCACACAGCGACGCCAAGUUCAUCACGUCCCGGAACUCCAACAUCCGCCAAGAAUAUGACCUGAUCGCGAAUAUACACCCAAGCACACUGCGAACCUUGACGGUAUAUGAAGAUUUCUGCAUAGAACACUUGCUACUCGCUCCGCUAUUUUAUGGCCCCAGGUGUGUUUAUGUCGAGCAAGAGCGUUGGGUGGAUGAAAACAGUAAACAGUUCGCCGCGAAGAGCCUUAACCUCGAGCAUUUGUCGAUUUCGUUCGUCGCCAUAGCCGAAACCUUCUUCUCACAUUGUCAAUCAGAUUGGACGUGGAAAAGUCUUCAAACCGUUAUCCUUACAACCAGGCAGUUCACCAGGGACCUUGCAUCAAAAGCGGUCUCGGUCUUCCUCCAAGACGCUGCACAGGUUGCAUUGCGUAUGCCGCGCCUCGAAAUUAUAGUGCUGUGGAAUGCGAGAAGGAGGCGUCGUGCCAGCUCAUUUACCUACCGCAGAACAAAAAUGGCUGCCACAAUUGCGUGGUGCAGCACCAUGGACGUGGAAUUCGAUCGCUACACCGUACAAGCCUGGGAAGAGGUUGCAAGGAAGCAUGGCCACCCUUAUUUAUGGUUAGAGAAGAGGCGGAUUGAAGGGGAAAUUAUAUCUGAAGGUCACGCGAUUCGACUCUUGGAGUUACCCUCUCUAGUGAUCGACCCAGAGUCCCGACAGCAGAUGGAGCAAGAGUACGAGGUUCCCAAUAUUCCUGGUGUCCACCAGACCCCUGCUGUAUUACCUCGAUUAAACUAG
Fusarium mangiferae is the source of this 1584-nucleotide messenger RNA. RefSeq lists its product as uncharacterized. Gene Ontology annotation, molecular function: protein binding. The record is from RefSeq and is a predicted model, not a curated record. Bases 1 to 1584 code for a protein of 527 amino acids. The transcript has 2 exons. NCBI's taxonomy places the organism in Eukaryota, Fungi, Ascomycota, Sordariomycetes, Hypocreales, Nectriaceae.